GUCAUCACGGUUCAGUCGGAAAAAUUGAAGCAACUACACGAGAUGGCAGCGGCACCCGAGUGGCUUACCCACGACUACAUCGAGCAUGCACUUCGCUGCCACUACAAGGAUGAAGGACUAACCAUAACUCAGCUGCAGAUUAAUCCCGCCCUGGGUCCUGGUGAAAACUACGGCGGAGUUCUGACCCGUGCUCGAGUGGAGUUCACACUGUCCAACCAGGAGAAAAAUGUGCAGAACCUGAUUGUAAAGACGGAAAUCGAUGAUGAUGAGCUGACCCAGGAACUGAUGGCCCCAUAUGACAUUUACAACCGCGAGAUGACCAUCUACCAGGAAGUGCUGCCCAAAUGCAGGGAGCUGCUUAAUGAAAUCGGAGAUACUGAAAGAAUAUUUCCCACUGCCAUCUAUGUGGAUCGCGAGCGUAUGGCCAUUAUCUUCGAAGAUCUUUCCGUGGUGGGUUACGUCAUGGCCGAUCGAGUGCGUCGCCUUAACGAAGAGCACACCCACCUCAUCCUGCGCAAGUUGGCCAAAUUCCAUGCCGCCACAGCGGUCUUAAACGAGCGGCAAAAUGGAUGCCUCGAAAGCUACGAUCGUGGUUUCUUUAAUCGCUAUACAAACGCCUACAGUGGCUACUUUGUGGGUGGUCUGCUGGCCGCAGCUCGCUGGAUGAGCAAGGUGCCCACGUUGGCCCACUACGGAGAGAAGCUAUUCGCUUUGGCUCCACACUACAUGGACAUCGGUAGGGAGUGCUUUGCACCCACUCCGGGUCAAGUAAAUGUUCUGGCCCAUGGCGAUGUGUGGACCAACAAUGUGAUGUUCAAGUACGAUCCGAGUACGGGACGACCCGUCGACGUGCUGCUCAUUGACUUCCAGUACUCCUUCUGGGGUUCCCCAUGCAUCGAUCUCCAUCACCUGUUCAAUACUUCUCUGAAGGAGCCACUGCGUAGAGAUCAGCAGAAUGGGCUCUUCCAGUUCUACCACAAGAUAUUCACUGAGACGUUGGAAAAGCUUAACUAUCGUCAAAAUCAGAUUCCCAGCUUGCAUCAAUUUAAGCUGGAGGUGGAGCAAAAGAGAUUCUUUGCUUUGCAUUCUACGGUAGUGGUGCAGCCAGUUAUGAUCAGCCAGGAUCCCACGGAUGCCUGUUUCAAUGCCUUGAUGAACGACGAUGAGCGUGGCAUUCGGUUUAAGAACCGAUUAUAUAACAAUCCUACAGUUCAACAAAAUUUACAUUCCCUGGUUCCCUUCUUCGAUAGAAAGGGACUGCUGGAAGUUAAAAAGACCUGUUAAGAGAUAAUUAGGAUAUAUUUUAUUGGGCUUCCACGUUUUAUGUCUAUAAGGUUUAAUAAUAAUAAACAAUCUCAUUUUAAAUUAAA
Molecule: messenger RNA, 1370 nt
Organism: Drosophila mauritiana
Lineage: Eukaryota; Metazoa; Arthropoda; Insecta; Diptera; Drosophilidae
Exons: 2
Coding region: 43-1284 (413 amino acids)
Source: RefSeq, a predicted model, not a curated record